Molecule: messenger RNA, 1143 nt
Organism: Zasmidium cellare ATCC 36951
Lineage: Eukaryota; Fungi; Ascomycota; Dothideomycetes; Mycosphaerellales; Mycosphaerellaceae
Exons: 1
Coding region: 1-1143 (380 amino acids)
Source: RefSeq, a predicted model, not a curated record
AUGGCAGCCGCCCCGAACACGCUUGGAUGCGUCGCAGCUGUCGUGUCGGCAUUCCAGAGUGGCGCGGAUCUCUUCCAGAGUAUCAAGGAUCGCUCAAGCAGGAGGAGGCGCAUGAAAGAGAGUGACUGGGAGCGAGCAGUCGAAGGAAAAAUUCUUCACCGAUCUCUUAUUGACGGCGCCGUCCAAUGCCAGGCCGUCAGCGGAGAGAAAUGUCGCCAAUUUGGAGAGGAAUUUGUCAAAGGCGACGCCGUUACCAUGUCGGAGCUGCAGAAUGUCAUGGUGACCCUUCAGACUGAGGUCAUUAGUGCUUUGCAGAUUGGACGAGCUGUCCAGAAUGCAACCCUGGAUCUGUUGGCGCUGCACGAAGUUGUUGUCGUGAGUAAAGCCAAUGCUUUGCGGGCAAUGCAUCACCUUUGCAAGCGCCUGAUGACAACGGCGCCGCCUCAAUACGGGACAUUGCACUCUCCUGUUCAGUCGCCAGGUCUGGUGAGCCGCCAUUCUUUCGCAGCACGUAGCGACAGUACUCACGGCUGUUCGGAUUCAAUGGGUGUGAGCAUACCUCAAGCAGUCUCCAUGCCUCCACCGGGAAUACCUGAAAGAAGCCCAGCACGGAUGUUGUCUCGACUCCAGCUCAAGGAUGCAUUUCCAAGACGCAGCUUGACAAAGUCACUAAAGGCCCGAUCGUCGGCCUGGUUUCUUCAGAGUAAACGACAUGUCGAUGCAGAAGUGGACGACGAUACCGAACGCAACAACAGAGCUUCGAUACACGACUCCGCCGUGGGUAGCAGUGUUGCCUAUUCACAUCAUCAUCACUCGACAAGCAUUUUAUCGUCUGACCUUGAUUUUAUCGAGCAAAGGCGAUCGUCAUGCGCAACGGCAGACUCGUUUGAGCAUCCUGAGGAUUUCUACACCACAGCACAGUGUUCACCCCAGGAGAAAGGACACGCAUCAUCGCCUUCGCUUUCACGUUCGAGCAAAUUUCAACCACUCUCGCCAACGCAGUACGAAUUUCGAGACGACAUAUCAAAAGCCAGUCACGUCGCCGCCAUGGAAGACCAGUGUCUAAAGCGGUCGUCUCAACAGCUGCCCGCGUCUCCCUUGCGUGUUUUCCCAAUGCAAGCCAUUCAUCCUGCCCUCCGGUAG